CCCCAGCGGAAGAAACUCGUGUUCUUCGUCUACCCAAUUCCGGGCCGCGGCGCAGAUCCGAUCGCGGGGGGAGAGAGGGCUGAGAGGGAAGACGAGUUCUAGGUUUCUGAUCGGGGGCAGGGUUCCGUCGUCGGGGGAUGCGAUGGCCCGACGGUCCUCCUCCUCCAGCCGGUGGCGGUACCUCCACCCCGCCUACUACCUGAAGCGGCCGAAGCGGCUCGCCUUCCUCUUCAUCGUGUUCGUCGUCGCCACCUUCGCUGUCUGGGACCGGCAAUCCCUAGUCCGGGAGCACGAGGCAGAGAUCACCAAACUUCAGGAACAAUUGAACAGAUUGCAGGAUCAGGUGCGGAAUGCAGGCGAUUCGAAACAGUUGAGGGAAGACUCUACUCAUACAACUGACAAAGUUACUCACAAUGAUAAUGUCUGGGAAAGUGAAAUUGAUCCCAUUAACAAUCAACGUAGAGAAAAAGUUAAAGAGGCUAUGCUUCAUGCAUGGAACUCAUAUGUAAAGUAUGCUUGGGGCCAAGAUGAACUUCAGCCUCAAACAAAGAAUGGUGUAAAUAGUUUUGGUGGUCUUGGAGCAACUCUUGUGGACUCUCUUGAUACACUGUACAUAAUGGGCUUAAAAGAUGAAUUUCAGAAAGCUAGAGAGUGGGUUGCAACUUCGUUAGAUUUCAACAAAGACUAUGUAGCAAGUGUUUUCGAGACAACCAUAAGAGUUGUUGGUGGACUUCUUAGUGCUUAUGACCUUUCUGGGGACAAGAUAUUUCUGGAGAAAGCGAAAGACAUUGCUGAUAGGUUGCUACCUGCAUGGGACACACCAACUGGCAUUCCAUACAAUAGAAUCAACUUGGCUCAUGGCAAUCCUCAUAACCAUGGAUGGACUGGGGGAGAAAGCAUUUUAGCAGAUUCUGGAACUGAGCAGCUCGAAUUUAUAGCUUUGUCCCAAAGGACAGGAGACCCCAAAUACCAGCAGAAGGCGGAGAAGGUCAUCAGGCAACUGCAGAAGACAUAUCCUAGCGAUGGUUUACUUCCCAUAUAUAUAAAUCCUCAUUCAGGAGCAGCAGCAUCAUACUCAACAGUUACAUUUGGUGCAAUGGGUGAUAGUUUCUAUGAGUAUUUACUUAAAGUGUGGAUACAAGGAAACAAAACAGAAGCUGUCAAGCAUUAUAGAGAAAUGUGGGAAACAUCAAUGGAAGGUUUGUUGAGCCUGAUUAGGAAAUCAACUCCAUCUUCUUUUUCAUAUAUCUGUGAGAAAAAUGGUGGCUCUCUUUCCAACAAGAUGGAUGAACUGGCAUGCUUUGUUCCGGGCAUGUUAGCUUUAGGAUCCUCUGGAUAUGGCUCUGAAAAAGCUGAAAAGAUUUUAUCUCUUUCAAAAGAGCUUGUUUGGACUUGCUAUAAUUUCUAUCAAUCAACUCCAACAAAAUUAGCAGGAGAAAACUACUUCUUUCAUGGUGGACAGGACAUGAGUGUUGGCACUUCAUGGAAUAUACUGAGACCUGAGACUGUUGAGUCACUUGUGUACCUAUGGCGUUUCACUGGGAACAAAACAUACCAAGAAUGGGGUUGGAACAUAUUUCAAGCAUUUGAAAAGAAUUCUCGUAUCGAUUCUGGUUAUGUUGGACUGAAGGAUGUCAACACGGGUGUGAAGGACAACAUGAUGCAGAGCUUCUUCCUUGCAGAAACACUCAAGUACCUCUACCUUUUGUUCUCACCACCGUCGGUCAUCUCAUUCGAUGAGUGGGUUUUCAACACUGAAGCCCAUCCUUUGAAAAUUACACCCAGAAAUGAUAAAGUCGAGAACGACGAAGGAGCAGAGGCAAAACCACACUCGAAAGCAGUCAUUAGGCCAUUUGGGAGAAAGCAGGGAAGAAUAUCGGAUCAUAAUUGACACAGUUUUGUAACACAGACUUUUAUUUAUGAAACAGAUGCCCCUCCUUUGGUUUAUUUAGAACAGAUAAACACCUAUAGCUUCAAAAAUUUUACUUAAUUGAAAUGAGGGGCUUAUCUCUGUUUUGCUUGGCAUGGUAUUUUCAUUAUAAGAUUAAUCCGAAUGUUAUUUGGAAUAA
Molecule: messenger RNA, 2069 nt
Organism: Musa acuminata AAA Group (dessert banana)
Lineage: Eukaryota; Viridiplantae; Streptophyta; Magnoliopsida; Zingiberales; Musaceae
Product: mannosyl-oligosaccharide 1,2-alpha-mannosidase MNS1
Exons: 14
Coding region: 143-1891 (582 amino acids)
Biological process (GO): carbohydrate metabolic process; mannose trimming involved in glycoprotein ERAD pathway
Cellular component (GO): Golgi membrane; endoplasmic reticulum
Molecular function (GO): calcium ion binding; mannosyl-oligosaccharide 1,2-alpha-mannosidase activity
Source: RefSeq, a predicted model, not a curated record